AUGACUGAUCUUUGGGAGAUUACCCUGCAGUCUGGGGAAGACGUGGAGGUGCAGGUGAGGACCUGCGAGGUCCUGACGCACUGCCUGCGCCAGUACCGCCGCGACAAGGCCCUGGCUGCGCGGCUCACGCUGCCCUGGCGGCCGCUGUACGAGGCCCUGCGCCGCCACUGCGCCGGAGAGGGGCUGCCGGAGCUUCGGGGGGGCAUGCUGGCGCAGGCGCGCCACUCCGCGCUCUUCUCGCUCGUGCCGCGCGCGCGCCGCCACUUCCCCGCCUCGGCAGCAGCCGAGGUCUGGGCGGCGGCGCGGCCGGCGCUGGUGGAGGGCUGGGUGUCCGAGUGGCUGGACGUGUGGGAGCGCCUGGCCUUCUGCGACUUCUGGUCUUCCCAUUGGAUGUACCUGCUGGCGCGCACCGCCAAGGAUGACUGGAAGGGCGUGGUGGACUGGCGGCCGCUCCUGCCCCGCCUCUACACGCAUAUGCUGGCCGCCUUCAGGGUCCCGGUGGGCACCGCCACCUCCAGCCCCCCCAUGUCGGUUACACCGCCAUCGUCGGUGACAUCACUUUUUGGUCACAAGAUCGACCAGGUGGGCGGCGCUUCGCGUGGAUAG
Molecule: messenger RNA, 606 nt
Organism: Monoraphidium neglectum
Lineage: Eukaryota; Viridiplantae; Chlorophyta; Chlorophyceae; Sphaeropleales; Selenastraceae
Exons: 5
Coding region: 1-606 (201 amino acids)
Biological process (GO): proteasomal ubiquitin-independent protein catabolic process
Cellular component (GO): cytosol; nucleus
Molecular function (GO): proteasome binding; peptidase activator activity
Source: RefSeq, a predicted model, not a curated record